AUGAGUGGUAUUAUUAAAAGCUUGGUGUAUAUACCCCGCAGUUCAAUGCAAAUAUACGCAUAUCCUGAAUUGCCACAAAACACUCCAUAUAUCUUUGGAUUGCUUCCAACUCUUGCGUUUGCAGACACAAACCACAACCCAAUUUAUUUCAUCGUCCCGUCAUCGCAACCGAUUCAAAGGAUGUAUGGGGUAUCACUAGUAUAUCCCACGCACGCGUUGGUCUUGUUGACUACAACUUUUCUGAUCGAUCCACUCAACAAACUCUUAAACUGUUAUUACUCUUUAUUCACAAGACCUUCUCCUCAACUCUUAACAGCACUUUACAACGCUAUGGACGCAUCGAAGGUAGUUCCUACUCCAAUUAUUCCAACAGAGGCGUUACUCUCUAAUAUCACUAAAAUCAUUAAACUGAUGUUGUUGCCAUUUAGAACAGUACUUUACUCACAGAUACCAGCUAACACAUCCCUCUCCCUUUUGUUCAUCAUGUCGUCUAUCCCAGGAACAUUUUUCCAGACUAAAGGAGACUGCCCAAAUUCAUUGGCAUUUCCUCUUAAAAUCGACACGCCAACACACCCCAUCAUCCCACAUUUCCCAACAAGUUGGCUCGAUAAGAUCAUCGGUGCCGACGGGUAUGUCAUUGGGACGACAUCACCCAUCUUCUCCGAGUUGACUAAAGACUGGGAUGUUGUUAUUAAUUUGGACAACGGGAAAGUGCGCUGUCAAAAGGAUGUUCAGAACGUCAUUGCGGAGACUCGUGAAGACAAAUUGUUCAUAUUGCAAAUGAAGGAGAUGUACCAGAGAAAACAAAUCGACAAUGUCAUGUUGGGCGUCGAGUGGUAUGUCCAAGGGCUUUUGAACACAAUUGCCCCAUUUGCAAAGAAAGUGACAAGCGUGUCGUGGAAUGAAAUAGCAAAUACACCAGCGAACGACUAUGGAAUUGCAUUUUUGAAGGAGUGGUUGUCGGCGCCGUCGUUCCAGGAGUGGAAGGAGAGAGUUUGUGUCGACCAAGCACUUAAGUUUGACGUUAAACAUCCGGGAAGAACUUCAAAGACGUCGUUUGGUUCAUACACAUCGGAGAGUAUCACAUCGAUGCUUACGACUGAUUGGAUGAUCAAAGGUGCUGUGAAGGUGGAUAACUUCUAUAGAGGGAUUGAGAAGUAUUGGACAAAAGAAGAGGAAGAAGCGCCCGUUGAAGACACUCCCAUUGUUGUCACGGAGAAAAGUGAAAUCAAAGAACCGUUGGAUGUGGUUGAAGCAAAAGAAGAGAAGAAGGAACUACCAAAAGAAGAUUUAAAAGUAGUUUUUGACAAUGUAGAAGUGAAGGAAGAAAAUAAAGAGGCGCAUGUUGAGACUCAAUAA
Molecule: messenger RNA, 1359 nt
Organism: Entamoeba invadens IP1
Lineage: Eukaryota; Evosea; Mastigamoebida; Endamoebidae
Exons: 1
Coding region: 1-1359 (452 amino acids)
Cellular component (GO): cytoplasm
Source: RefSeq, a predicted model, not a curated record